AUUAUGAUGCAGCAACAGAAACCUGGUAAACCGAAGAAAAUUAAUAGAAUUGACAAAAUCAAACGAUUACAAAUUAACAGAAGUAGACGGCCAGAUAUUAAUCAAACAGUUCCAUCACCUUUGUUCUACGUGAGAAUUGUUGUCACAUGGCUUGGGAUGGUGAGUCUCGACGCGAUGACCGGCUUCCGUUUUGAGUUGCUGUGGCCAACGUGGCUGAUGAUUCGAGCAGCUGCUGAAUCAAUUCAAAUGAGAAAUCAACAUUGUGUCACGACAAUUGCCAAUCCAACAGCGGCGAGAUUCUCCGUAUUAUUCAUUUGUGUGACAGCAACUUCGGAUCUAAUUUGUUAUCUGUUCAUUCCGAUUCGAAUGCUCAUAUUUCUCGCCACUACCUAUGUGUGGAUUAGUUUAUACUAUCACACACAAGGCGGAUUUUUGAGGUCGCUGGCAACAGUUUAUGGUGGUGAACGGUUACAGUCGUGGCCAAUUGUCUUCAUAACCUGCUUCAUUGUGAUAUUUGAAUUAUUUUUAAGGAUUCGAAGUCAUCCGAUCCUCAUCAGCUUCUUUCCAAACGUUGCGGAAUAUGCGGGAGUGUCACCUGUGUGGCCGCGAAGUCUGAACGCAUUUUUCGGAGCACAUUCAAUAGGAUAUCCAGUGAUACUCAUCACAGUUUCAAUGCAUUAUUACUUCAAUGAAUGGAAACUGCGUCGAAAGCAAUGUGAUGUGUCAAAUCGCAAUGAACAACUAUUUCGGAUACUUGUUGAAGGGUUACCAGCAGAAUAUGAAGGUCCCAAAGAUUAUACGUCACAACAAUGUUUGGAAGAUGAUCUGUACUAUCUGGAUCCGCCAGUUCAAACAUUACAACCAAUGCAAGCAAUACAAGCAGCAAGUGCAACGCCUCCAACAUCAUCAAAAAAGAAUGGAAUACACAAGAGGAAUGGUGAUGUGACGUCAUCAACAACAACUUCAUCAAGAAAAAAGAAGCACAAUGGGAAUUCUGGAUUUAAUUCGACACCUCCGAAUGACAAAAAGAAGGGAAAAUCAAUACGAGAUGUUGAUAUGGAUGAUGGUGAUGAUUCAGAUGAUGAUUAUUCAUAUCGGGAUACAUCGUCUUCCACAAUAGAAGAUCAACGACGAGGCGGCGGAAUUUCGAUUAUUCGAUUCAUUUUUAGUUCUGCCGCGUGGCUUUUUUCCUUCGUUUUUGAGAGUUCAACACCGUCUGAAAAUUCAUUAUCAAAUCAACAAAUUGAUGAUGAUGAAGAUUACGAGGAUGGUGAUGGUGAUAAAAAGAACGGGCGAACAGAUUCAAUGACAAGUACAACGAAAGGACGAGCGAAUACGAUGCCAUCGACAACAAGGAGUCAGAAUAAUAAUAAUUCACAAAAACAACAGAAACAGUCAAAUGGGAAAAGUCAUCAUCAACACAGCAGCCAUCAGAACAACCAUCAGAAAUCAAAUGGAAAUUCAAAUGGACAUGCGAGAGGAUUUGCAGCAGUCAGAGACAGUUCACAUGAUACAAAUGCGAGUAAUGAAACUGAUAUACGAAGUAUGUCAAGAGAACUUGAAUCAUUACGAUCUGAAAUAUCAUCACGAAGGAGUCAAGAAGAAGAUUUUAAGCUUCAAGUAUCUAUGCAUGAAUCAAAUGAGACUCGUUUAUCACAACAAUUAUCAAAUAUGAGAUUGAAAGUUGAGCAGAUGGAGAUUAAAUGUUCGUCAAUUGAAAGGCAUCGAGAAUCAGACAAACAUCAAUUGGAGCAAGCUGAACGAAAAUAUGCAGAUUUAUUGGGAAAGAAGGCUGAAAUCGAAGCAACAUUAAGUGCCGAGAGGAAGGCUAGAAUGGAGGUUACAAGCAAAAAGUACGACGUGGCAGAACAUCAACGGGAACGCGAACGACAGCUUGAGUCAGAAAUCGAUAAACUCCGAAUUGAACUGAAAUCGAAAGAUGAAUCGAACAUGCGAAUGGAGUCUGAACUGCAUGGAUUACGAAACUACAAGGAGGAAAACGAUAUUGACUCUCUCAAUAUGGAACUUCGCUUCGUUCGUGAUAAAUCACAUCAAAUGGAAGAAUCGUUGGCUGGAGAGAACAAGCUGAAGCAAUCACUUUUCAAAUGUCUUGGAGAUGCUCGUGACACUAUCAAAUCAUUGGAGCGACGAGUUCAGGAAUUUCAGAUCAAAAAUGGAUCGUCAAUUGGUGGUGGAAGUAGUGAGACGUUGAUGAAUGGACGAUCAUCGACUGAAGCUAAUAAUGAGAAUGAUACGACUGCUUCUGAUCAAUCAUCACCACAUCAACAUUCUGCCAUGGGAUCACCUGUUCCAUUUGCCAAAAUGCCUCUCUCCGUGAAUGUUUCUAAUCGACAUGGAUCACCUUUCAACGGCAAAGUUUCACCAAUUGCAUCAAUUGGCUCAGUUUUGGCCGCAGCCGGUGGACCAGCACCUCCAGAUUAUAUGAUGGCUGUUGGAGCAAAUGUUACAGCUACGACUGGGCCAGUUCCACAGAAACAGCCUCGUGCCGGUUUUCAUGGAAUUAGCAGAUACAACGAAUUCACAAACAUCGCAUCAGGAGGCGAGCAUCGGCUUUUUGACACUCCAGCUUCUGCUAUUUCGGCAUCUGCUAUAAAUGGUUCGAAUCCCGAAGAUGACUUUCUAAUGAACAAGGGAAAAUUUGGAGCUCCAUCUCAACCAGCCGCUCGUCUUGCUUGAACUCGUUUCUGAUCCACGUGAAUUUCCAACUUUAAAAACUCUUUCUCUUAAAAUGUUUCUUCUCUGUAUCUCCAAAUGCUUCCUUUGGUCUCUAUAAGAUUUCCUUCUGCACAAACUUUUUGGCCGCGAAAUAACUCUUCAAUUUCUACAUUAAAUUGUAAGAUCUCAAUAAGUUGAGAAUUGAAAGACGUUUAUUUCUCAGCCAAAUCGCAAUUUUUUCAGCCUCUUAUUUCUAUAUUUUAUCAUAUUUCUUUUCCUCUCAUUACUCUCAUCAUUUAAAUAGUAUAGAUAUAAUAGGCCUACGCGCUUCUGUCUCAUCCCAGAAGAAAAUCUAAUAAUUUUUAAUUUUAAUAACCUUUUUAAAAGACGAACUGGAAAAUAUGAAAAUUAAUAUUAUCUUUUCGUUCAAAAACUCUCAAAUAAUUUAGCCAUUUAGCUUUAGUCAAUUUAGUCAUAAUUAGUCCAUCUUCUGUCUUUAAUCUAUCCCAGUUUCUCUUUUUCCCCGUCUUUUUCCUUUCCUUCUAGGACACCUUCUUAUUUGAGAGUGUGUCCUGUCUAUCAUACCGGGCUCUAUAAGAACACGCAUUUUCAAAAUCCCCAGUUUUUUUUGUAAAUUCCUCCCAUCUUAGAAUUGCGUUGUUUCUUGUUUUUUCAACCGAUUGGAUCUCGAGAUACGGUUCCCAUCCAUCAAUAGCCGCUGUUGCAGAAGCUCCAAAAUAAUUCUUGGCUCAAAAUUUACUCGCCAUUAGUUAUCGUUGGAGCUGAAACAGCACUCAUCCCACCUAAUCAGUAAUGAUGUUCGAUUUUUUGAGCAUCAUUUCCCCUCAUUCUCAUAUUUUCUGUCUCUGUCUAUAUGCUCUAUGCUUGUACUUUUGUAAUAUUUAUUUUCUCUUUUCCUCUCCACACGUUUUCCCUUGCACGUUGACAAUUUGUUUCCACCCUGGAGAUUAAGAAACAAGCAUAUUUUCUCUUAUCAUACCAAAUAAAUUGGUGUUAAUUUAAA
Caenorhabditis elegans is the source of this 3700-nucleotide messenger RNA. RefSeq names its product Macoilin (gene maco-1). The record is from RefSeq and is marked reviewed. Lineage: Eukaryota; Metazoa; Nematoda; Chromadorea; Rhabditida; Rhabditidae. Gene Ontology annotation, biological process: neuronal signal transduction. The transcript is spliced from 13 exons. Bases 4 to 2697 code for a protein of 897 amino acids. Gene Ontology annotation, cellular component: rough endoplasmic reticulum membrane; nuclear membrane.